CCAAUUAUUCUGCAAACAUCUACAUGUGAAAACGGUAUCAUGACGUUAAUAGCAAUAGGGGCAUGCUACAUGGACACGAUUCUAUCGUGGGUUCUUCCAAUUAUCAAAAUGCAAGUUCCCAAUUACCCGGGUGAAGAUGAGAAACUGCGUGCGUCCAAGAUCAGUCACCGCAGAGGCGGAAACUGUCCAAACACUCUUGAAGUUCUUGGACAAUUGUUGCAACAUGGCCCUUCGAGCGACGGAUCAUCCUUAAAUUUGGUUUCCGUUCUCCCUUCAUUAUCAUCAGUGGCAUCUGACCAGAUACAAAAAGGACUAGGCGAACUAGUUUGCCUUGAGAAUUGCAUUUAUCGAGAACAAUUCAGCGAACCAGCAUCCAGCUACAUCAUUAUGAGCCAGGCCACUGGUAGUAGAACAAGUGUCAACUACAACGAGCUACCUGAUAUGAGUCUUGCUGAAUUCAUCACUGCGGUUAAGCCGUUGCGUACUGUGGCUGAUACACCGUGGUUUCAUUUCGAAGGCCGUUCUCCGAACGUAACAAUUGAGUGCAUAAGUCAUAUUCGUGGACAUUUCCCGGGAGCCACCAUCAGCGUUGAAAUUGAAAAGCCAGGUCGACCAGGUCUACAGGAACUUGCGAAGGCGGCAGACGUUGUAAUUUACUCCAAAGGCUGGGCCCAGAAAAAUGGAUAUACAUCUGCUGAAGAUUGUAUAAGAAAGCAAAAGCUAGAAACUGAUCAAGCAUCGCUUCUCUGCUGUACUUGGGGCGAUGAUGGUGCUGCGGCUCUUGAACCAAGAACCGGCAAUUUCGCCCAUGUCCCGGCACAUGACAAAGGGCAGGUUAUUGAUACUAUUGGAGCUGGCGAUACCUUCAUAGCUGGACUGCUAUAUGGUUUGAUAUACCGAAGCAAGGGUUGGGACUUUCAAAAGAGAUUGGAGUUUGCAAAUCUGAUUGCUGGGCUGAAGGUAACACAGGAGGGCUUCGGAAACCUACAUAGAGCGAUGGACUUUUGA
Molecule: messenger RNA, 1008 nt
Organism: Penicillium soppii
Lineage: Eukaryota; Fungi; Ascomycota; Eurotiomycetes; Eurotiales; Aspergillaceae
Product: ketohexokinase
Exons: 6
Biological process (GO): fructose metabolic process
Molecular function (GO): ketohexokinase activity
Source: RefSeq, a predicted model, not a curated record